AUGCAUCAACCUCCUCAACCACCACCUCAUCACGAGGAUCAAGAGGAUGAUCAUCACCACCAACACGGAGGAGAAAAUACUACCUCGUCAUCAUCCGAUCAAGAGGAAAAUUCAAUAGAAACACCCUCUACUUUAGAUCAACCAUCGGAACCUGCUCUCACCGAGGAAGAACAUCAAAUUAUUUACAACACGACAAGUCUUGUGUUGCGGGCAAUUGAUUUGAAGUAUCGUGUUUUAAAUUUAUCUAAUUCUCAGAUCAGUGAUAAGAUUAUGAAUAAUAUUCAAGAAAUUUUGAAUGGAUUUGUUAGGAUUGAAUCAUUGACUGCAAUUUGGGAAUUAAAUCUAUCACAAAAUUCAAUUUCAAUAUUGCCGAGUUGUUUAAACAUGUUUACGAGAGUAGAACGUGUUUUUUUGAAUGAAAAUCAAUUAUCAAGCAUUACGGAAGAUGAAAUUUUGACGAAAUUGGUGAAUUGUAAAAUAAUAUCUUUUUCCAACAACAUGCUAACGAGCUUUCCCAUUGCCAAUCCUUUUCCAAAAUAUUCUCUUACUAAAUUAAUUCUUUCAAACAACCAGUUGCAAUACCUACCUAAAUAUAUUGGAGAGUGCGUCAAUUUGGUUGAAAUUGAUGUAUCUCACAACAACUUGAAGAUCAUUCCAAAAGAAAUUGAUAAUUGCAAAAAACUAAUGAGAUUAUUCUUAGAUCACAACCCUCUAAUAUGUUUGCCAUAUGAGUUGAGAAAUCUUUUGAAAUUGAGAACUUUCAGAUGUGAUUCAUUCAACAUUGAAGAGCGAAAAAGAUUUUACCAGAAAAUGUACAUUACACACAACAGCACAUUAUUAGAAUUUGCUAAACGAUUUAUUGUAAACUCAGAUCAUCAAUUAUGUCAUGGAAAAUGUUGUCAUACUCACGAAGAGGAGUCUUCUCCAAUGCUUGAUCUAAAUGACAUGGAUUUGAGUGAUGAUCACCAUACAGGAGCUCUCACAGUUUCUUCAUCGACAAGUGCUCCUUCCCAUUACAAAACAACAAGUAGUGAAUUUUCUUCUGCUCAGGAUUUUAAAUUGAAUUUCGAUCUAUUGAAAGCUCAGUACAAAUCCUCCAUUCCCAAACAUUUGGCAGAAGACCUUAUGGAUCACACAAGAAUGAAUUGUUGUUCUACUUGUCAUCGAUUCAUGUCUCAAAACACAGGCAUUAAUUUUAUUGCAUUAUCAACGCUUCCAACGAGGAGCAAACAUCAAAUCGAUCAAAUACCUUUGUUUUGUAGAGCUUGUUGCAAUGAAUGCUUUUCUAACUUUCCAAACAAAAUUGUAUGA
Messenger RNA from Naegleria fowleri, 1311 nucleotides. RefSeq lists its product as uncharacterized. The transcript has a single exon. The coding region runs from base 1 to 1311 and encodes 436 amino acids. NCBI's taxonomy places the organism in Eukaryota, Heterolobosea, Eutetramitea, Acrasida, Naegleriidae. Gene Ontology annotation, molecular function: protein binding. The record is from RefSeq and is a predicted model, not a curated record.